Triticum turgidum subsp. durum (durum wheat) is the source of this 366-nucleotide messenger RNA. Lineage: Eukaryota; Viridiplantae; Streptophyta; Magnoliopsida; Poales; Poaceae. The record is from the annotation of a GenBank genome assembly.
AUGGCGAACCCGAGGAGGGCCAUCACACUGCAAAUCAACACGCAGACCCCGCCAUUCCCCGCCGCCGCCGCCGCGCCCUCGUCCUCCUUGCUUCCUUCGUCGCUCCUCCACUUCCUGAAGCGGCCGGCGUCCUUCCCCUUCCUGCUCUCCCUCUUCGUCCUCCUCACCUGGAUCUCCCUCCACUUCCACCAACCCACCCCCUCCGCCUCCCUUCAGUGCCCCACUGUCGCCACAGCCCGCGAGGCCGGCCUCCCUGUUUGUUUGAAAGUUGAUUGUGUUCUUGUUGUCAUAAAUUGUGAGAUGUCAAAUGAUAGAUUUAAAGGUUGGGUCGAGGCAAAGACUAGAACCCUCAAAUCCAAUCCUUAA